Molecule: messenger RNA, 3679 nt
Organism: Protopterus annectens (West African lungfish)
Lineage: Eukaryota; Metazoa; Chordata; Ceratodontiformes; Protopteridae
Gene: NADK
Product: NAD kinase
Exons: 10
Coding region: 579-1811 (410 amino acids)
Biological process (GO): NAD+ metabolic process; NADP+ biosynthetic process
Molecular function (GO): NAD+ kinase activity
Source: RefSeq, a predicted model, not a curated record
CUGGCGUGUCAGGAGAAACAAAGUACAGAUAAGAAGGGUGGUAAACGUAAAGUCUGAAACCAGUAAGGGAGAAGUGUGGAAAAGAUAGUAGGUAUACUCAGAACAGUAUUUGGCAUGGACAGUUAGAAAGAAAGCCUCAUUUUUAAGGGUACGUAAGAUGAUAAAAUGGCUCUGCAUAGUAAUGUCAAGACUUAGAACUGUUUGCAAGCUUUCUCUAUUUUCUGAAUGCAUCCCUGAAUUAAACUUGGAUAAUUUAUUCAGAAAUUAAUUCUUUGCGGACAGAAAUGACUUGGCUAACUUGUUUUGCGUGGGAGAGACUGUUAUUGUAAAUGUGACCAUCAAAGAAGACAAUAACAUUUUUAUAAUGGUAGGAAUAAUAUUUCCAACCAUUUUGAUUUCCUACAAGUCUGGUUUAUUUGGACUAUUUAGACAUUUUAAAUGGUGCUGAAAAUAAGUGUAUUAAGAAAUGUUUGAGACUUGGAAGCACUGUUGCAUGUGUCUGUGAUACUCAGUUUGAAGCAGAGGAGUGCUAUCUUGUCAUUAGAAGUUGGACCAUUUUCAUUCUAGUCUAAUAUUAGAUGAUUAACAUGAAAGAACUACUGAGGUCAGAACAAAAUAGACUUAUGAUUCCACCCAACCCACCAAAUGCAGAAAGACUGAACUCACAGAUGAAGGCCAUGACUGUCAUACAUGGCUUUCAGUAUGGGCUGCCUGAUAGCGAGAUUGGUCAUAAAUGGCAUAUUCCAGACCCAGCAAGCCAGCGACUGACAUGGAAUAAACCUCCAAAGAAUGUCCUCGUAAUUAAAAAGAUAAAAGAUGCCAGUUUGCUGCAGCCCUUUAAGGAUCUAUGUAGAUUUCUCUCAGAGCAACAGAAGAUGAUUGUUUAUGUAGAGAAAAAAGUGUUGGAGGACCCAGCCAUUGUGAGUGAUAAUAGUUUUGGACCAGUCACAAAGAAAUUCUGCACUUUCCAUGAAGAUUAUGAUGAUAUCUCAGAUCAGAUAGAUUUUAUUAUUUGCCUAGGAGGAGAUGGAACCUUACUAUAUGCUUCAUCAUUAUUUCAAGCGAGUGUUCCACCGGUCAUGGCCUUUCAUCUUGGCUCACUUGGAUUCCUCGCACCAUUUAACUUUGAUGCUUUUCAGUGUCAGGUCACUCAGGUUAUAGAAGGAAAUGCAGCAAUUGUUCUUCGUAGCAGAUUAAAAGUGAAGGUAAUGAAGGAGCACAAAGAAAAGAAGAUAGAGUUGCGAAAUGGAUUGUCAGAGAGCACAGUACGGUUGACCAAAACUAAAGAGAAGGAACAUGGGAAACGAGUAAUUCAGUAUCAGGUCCUGAAUGAAGUGGUGAUCGAUCGAGGUCCUUCAUCAUAUUUGUCUAAUGUAGAUGUUUUUCUGGAUGGGCAUCUUAUCACCACAGUUCAAGGAGAUGGAAUUAUUGUAUCGACACCAACAGGCAGUACAGCAUAUGCAGCUGCAGCCGGCGCAUCCAUGAUUCAUCCAAAUGUCCCAGCGAUUAUGAUCACCCCGAUCUGUCCACAUUCCCUGUCUUUUCGACCCAUCAUUGUACCUGCUGGUGUAGAACUUGAGAUCAUGUUGUCUCCUGAUGCCAGAAAUACAGCAUGGGUUUCUUUUGAUGGGAGGAAUAGACAGGAGAUCUUUCAUGGUGACAGUAUUAUCAUCACUACCUCAUGUUACCCAGUCCCAUCUAUCUGUUUCCGGAAUCCUGUCAAUGACUGGUUUGAGAGCCUGGCUGAAUGUUUACACUGGAAUGUGAGGAAGAAACAGAACCACUUUAUUGUUGAAGAGGAAGACUAUUGAGUUGCUGAUAAGAGAUUUUUUUCACUAUCCCCCUUUUGAAAGAAUGUUCAUCACAAUCAAAACACCAGAAAGAUACAAAUGUGUAGUUCAGAUAGUGCCUGGGGUGAUGGAGAUGCAGUGCAGCAGAGAGCUAACUCAGUAAAUGACUAUCUUCCAUUUUAUUUAAGCAAGGGUUAUUAUCUUUGUUGCCAGGCAUUCAUAGGUAUGCAAAAUUUCUGUAUCACUAUUAUGAAGAAUGAAUUACAAUGGCUUAAAUUAAACUUGUUCUCUUGUGUGGAGGGUGAUGAAUGUUUAGGGUUUGGUGAUUAUUGUUUACCAAAACAGUUGGGAUACUGCUUGUGUUCCUCUGCAGACAGUGUAACUUCACAAUUAGCUGGAAACUGUUUUUGGGACCAGUGAACUAAGCAAUAGGAUUUUGCACAUUCUGGUGGAAGAACACUGAUUUUCUGCCACUGUCCUGCUGUUUUACGAAGUAAUGAAUGAAUCCUAUGGUGCUUGUUUGUACCUGACCACUGCCAGAUUUUUGGUUAUUGUUUAAAACAGCUCGCAUCUAGAUCCCUCUAGUUCUACGUCAGUGCUGACCAAUGCUGCUUUUUUCAUUUCUGUUCCUGUCUGCAUGCUGUUGACUGUCACAACUUUGUUGACACGAGUCAGAUGCACAUUAUCGUUUUCAAAGUUCUAGCAAGUUUGAAGAUUCAUAGCUAUUGCUUGUUAGAUGUUGAGCAUUCCAAAAACACAUGUAGAUCCUAGUCACCCUCUAAAUUGAAUAUAGACAUCUUAAGGCAUUUUGAAGUCUAGUAUAACUUUAUUAUAUAUGUUCAUAACAAAGAAUUCCACAUGUAAAUCAGACUAAAAAUGACUUUGGGGAAGAUUUCACGAGAGAGUGAAAUAUCAGUACUGUUGUUAAAUAUUAUAAUUACAGAAUGUAAUGGCAAAAUCAUCCCCGGGCCUGUAGUGAAGGUAACUGUGCAUUUCCAGCUAGUAUGCUUAGUGUCUGAUGUAGUCUGCCAAGUAAAUGUUGCAACAUCAGUAUUGCUGUUUGGUAACAUUUUGUUGAGUGACUGAGAAGCAUAACCCUAUAUUAAUAGUGACAUUCCAUACUAAAUAUGCUAAGUAACAAAUGCUGACAGUGUGCCAGCUUUAGCAUUCCCACUGAAUGUGCCAACAUUGACAUAUCCAUAGUGUAUGGCACCAGUGGCAUGCUUCAGAUCACUCAGGUGUUUGCAUACUCACAGACUCUUGAGUGCUUGCCAUACUUUUCUGUGAAAGACAGGCUAUUUCAAUUUCAGAUUAGAGGGGUUAAUGUAAUGCUAGUGGCAUGAGACAAGCCCUAUAUGCAUGCAAGUUCUGCUGAAAGAUGCUGGUAAACAACUGAAAAUAUGUUAGCUUUACUUCAGAGAGUACAGAAAAUGUAGAGCAUUUUGCAGACUUGUAUAUGGUUUAAAGCAUAAUGUAGAUGCCUUCAUUAAGGGACAUGACAAACUUGAGUUGGAUUUACCAUAGAAUGCUACAUGUCGUGUAUGGGUGCCGGAACUGAAGACAACUGUUAAAAUUUAUAUAGGGAAAGUAGUAAAUAUAAAGAAUAAGCCACUGUUAAUACACUGUCACUAAUGCACUUUGUGAAUAGAUGCGCGACACUGGUGUUAUAAUCUUCUUUACCUGUAAAGAUAGCCUCAAGAUCAAAUGUACAUUCCUACUUUAGAAAUCCAGUAAUGUCAAAGCAGAUGCCUUAACAUAAUAAAUUGAAUGUUCUUCAGUCUCUACUUUUAUAAAAUGUAUAUAGAUGUGCAAACUUUAUAUUCUAUUUAUGUAACUUCAAGCAGAAAUGCUGUUUUAAACAUUUUCAAAUGAAACUACUUUAUAUACAA